AUCUGUUUAUAAAAUCUCGCUUUGAAUUUUGCAAAAAUUAGCCAGUACUAAACUGCGAAAGUAAAUGAAGUAGGCUAAAAUGUCGUGCAUUACAGAAGACCCAGUUGUUGCAAGCACCAGGGAUAUUGCACCAGAAUUACCUUCAGACGCUUGGGAAUUGGCUAAAGCUGCUCUGGAUGGUUUGAAAGCAAAAGAUGAAGAGAACAAAGAAACAAAUGACAAUAUGUUAAUGCAUUCUCUUAACCCACCUCCAAUGAUUUCCCCAAAUGGUGCAUAUGGCUAUCCUCCUAAUGCAUGGUUUAACUAUGCCCCAAAUAUCCCUAUACAUCCAUUUAUUCAACCUCAUCCACAAUAUGGUUUUCAUGAAAGUUUUUAUAAUAUGAGAAUACCACCUAAUGGUUAUAAUAUUCACUAUCCUCCACCAAUAUAUCCUCCACAAAGCUAUCGUCAACCUUUCAACCGACCACCUUUGCCAGUUGAAAGGCCAUACAGAUCUGGUUUUCCACCUCCACCACCGCCACCACCACCUCCUUAUCAACCUAACAAUUUUUAUCAGCAACCUUCAGCAUAUGCAAAUGAGAAUGAAAGUAACUAUAAUUCAUUUGAAAGUGGUACUCCUGUAAGUGAAGGUGAAAGCAAAUCAGGUAAAGAAACCAAUGAAACAUCUUAUAUAGAAAAACCUAAAUCCUUUGCUGAUGCUGUGAAAAAUAGUAAAAUUAUCUGGAAAAAGAAAGGUGUUUUAAACAAAGAUGGAUCUGUCUUCAGUACUAAAAUUGGAAAAGGUUGGACCAACCAGGGUUUUUCACAAAUUGAUUCCAAUAAUGCUAAAGUUAAUUCUAGAACUAACGAAAAACGUGAUUUUGAGGAAAUUAAUGGAAAUAGUGAAGCAGAUGUCAAGAGAAGUAAAAAUGAAAUAAAAGAACAAAAUGAUCAUAAUGAGAUAAAAGGAUCUCAAAAAAGACCUGUUAAAGAAUGGCCAGUAGCAAUGAAAGAGUGGGUGAGAAUGUCUUUCAACAAAUGCACAAGUGAGUACAUGAAGGAUCAACUUGAAAAACCAUUAAAAGCUUUUAUAAGUCAAGUGUUAAAUGAUGGAUCAGCAUGGACUAUGAAUUGGAGCUCUAAACCUCUUUUUGAACUUGAAGAAAAAGUUAAUAGACGACGAAGUACAAGGCGCAGUAAUUCUACAGGAAAAAGUCGUUCUCGUAGUCGCUCUUUUAGUGUAUCACCUAAAAGAACUCGGAGUGCAAUCAACAGUGGAAGCUCUGAUGAUUCUACUGAACCUAUAAAAGCAAAAAAAAUUCAAAGUAGAAUUGGUAAAAAAAUUCCAGCUAAAAAAAAGAAAAAGCAAAUGGCUGUCCAAGCUAAAUUUCAAGUUUCUGAAGAUGCAUUUGUUACAAAAAAAAAGGAAGACCGUGCUGCAAGAUUUGAAAAAUCGUUAACAAAAACAAUAACUUAUUCAACAGAGCCGCUUACUCAAGAUGGCGAAGAAGAUAUUAAUUAUCAUAUCACUGGAACUUCUCAAGAUCUAAUAAAGCAUUAUUUAAGAUUAACAACAGCUCCUGAUCCAGAAACAGUUCGUCCGCAAUAUAUCUUGGAGAAAUCAUUAAAGCAUAUCAAGCAACACUGGAAAGACAAUCAAGAUUAUCAUUUUGCGUGCGAACAAAUGAAAUCCAUUCGUCAAGACCUUACUGUUCAGGGAAUCAAAAAUGAAUUUUCUGUGCAAGUGUAUGAAUGUCACGCAAGAAUCGCUUUGGAAAAGGGAGAUCGGGAGGAGUUCAAUCAAUGUCAAACGGUCUUAAAGUCACUUUAUAAACAAGGCAUAUUAGGAGAAGUAGCAGAAUUCACUGCUUAUAAUAUUCUUUAUUAUAUUUAUACAAAAAGUAGCAUAGAUCUAAAUUCUUGUUUGGCCUCUCUUACUAAAGAGCAAAAGAAGGAUGAAGUUGUCCAACACGCUUUAGCGUUGCGUUCCGCUAGUGCUCUUUCUAAUUAUCAUUUGUUUUUCAAGCUGUAUUCUACUGCCCCUAAAAUGUCUGGUUAUCUAGUGGACCUUUUUAUAGGAAGAGAGCGAAAGUUGGCUCUCAAACGGAUUAUUAAGACGUAUCGGCCCACUAUUUCAAUUGCAUACAUCAAUAGUCUACUUGCUUUCGAUGAUGAGUUAACUUGUCGAGCGUGGUUGGAGGAAUUGGGUGUUACUUUCGUUUCAUUGGACCCUUCAAUUAUCGAUUGUAAGGCUUCCGCGAAUGCUCUUAAUUGUAUAACCUAGAGGUCUGCAAGCUGAUUUCCCUCGAGUCAUUCUCUAUAGAUAUCUACUCUCUAAAGGGGGGAAAAGGUUUUAAAAUGCACAAAUUGCAUUCAAUGAAAUUUUUCAAUGAUGUUUCUAAUGAAAUUAAAAUCCCUUCAUACAAGCAACUUAAAAGUCCUCAUAAAAAUUAUUGUGAGUUCUGAUUAUCUGUACACAUCGUCACCAAGGUUUUAUAUAAUUGGUAAUAAAUUGUCAUCGAAAGUAUAUAUGGACAUUAAGAAAAUUAUUUUGCUUUUCAGUGUGAAUUUUAGAAAUGAUGACCAGGGUUGUUACGCUACCUCUCAAGAUUUGAGAAAGAUGACCGAAGUUCAGAGUCAAGCAUGCGUGUUUUUAGAAUCAGAUGAGAAGAUUGACGCACUAUCUCACGACUCUUACAAGUGAUGGCUGAAGAUCUCACGCUAUUGAAAAAGAAAUGGCGACGAAAGCCAAUUACUAUUCAAGUUUUGAGUAUUUUUAUGGACGAUUAUCAUCACUAUUGUAAACCGGUUAACUUACAUUGGUAGAUAAUUUUAUACCAAUAUAAGUUAUUCUGCUAAGCUAAAUAAAAUGGUUUAGCAAUCUAUGUUUUCACGUGAUAUAAUAUUUCCGCAAGAUUUUUAAUAUACAUGAACAACAUUGGAAUUUAUUUUCAGAAGAAUUUUUUUGUCUUCGUGUGUAUAUGUAAAUAUAUAUAUUUUAUAUAUUGCUAUAUCGUAAAUAUUUAUAUAAAUGUUUAAAAUAACUUUUAUUUAUUUUGAUUUGUUUUUUUGUUUGUUUUUGUAUAAGUUCCGCAAAUAAUGAUCUGUAGGGAUAAAAGCAAUAAUUUUUCAA
Hydra vulgaris (swiftwater hydra) is the source of this 3112-nucleotide messenger RNA. RefSeq names its product leukocyte receptor cluster member 8 homolog. The record is from RefSeq and is a predicted model, not a curated record. NCBI's taxonomy places the organism in Eukaryota, Metazoa, Cnidaria, Hydrozoa, Anthoathecata, Hydridae. Gene Ontology annotation, cellular component: nucleus.